Messenger RNA from Haliotis rubra (blacklip abalone), 3358 nucleotides. RefSeq names its product deleted in malignant brain tumors 1 protein-like. The transcript has 8 exons. The record is from RefSeq and is a predicted model, not a curated record. NCBI's taxonomy places the organism in Eukaryota, Metazoa, Mollusca, Gastropoda, Lepetellida, Haliotidae. Bases 141 to 1274 code for a protein of 377 amino acids.
UCCUUCUACAUGUGGUCUUAAAAUUAGAAACCGGAUCUCGCUCCUAUAACAUGACUCAUUCGCCCCCUGUUUAUCUGUGGGUAUAAAAGGGGCAUUAUACACUCGAACGUGCAGUCUUUUGCAGUCCUGCAUUGAACAACAUGUCCGGGUUUGGGUUCUAUUUCGUCGCCAUCAUUGGUUUUGUGCUUGCAUUGCAAACUGCAGCUACUGUUCCAGGGUGUGGGGGCACAUUAACAGGCACACAGGGGAGUUUUACUAGCCCUAACUACCCUCUGUCGUACCAUCAUGGAAAAACCUGUGAGUGGAAUAUCAGAGUACCUACUGGCUUCCAUGUCGAGUUGAAGAUUGACGAUUUCCACCUGGAAGCACACUCAAGUUGCAACUAUGAUGUUUUCGAGGUCUAUGGAGGAGAGGAUGACUCCGCCCCACUGUUAGCCAGGAUGUGUGGCAAUCAAACCACAUCCCGGACCCUGACAACCACUGGCAACACCAUGAUGGUCAGGUUCCGAACUGACGGAUCUGUUGCUCAUACAGGCUUCUCAGUGUCCUACAAAGCUGUUACGGAAGGGUGUGGGGGCACAUUAACAGGCACACAGGGGAGUUUUACUAGCCCUAACUACCCUCUGUCGUACCAUCAUGGAAAAACCUGUGUGUGGAAUAUCAGAGUACCUACUGGCUUCCAUGUCGAGUUGAAGAUUGACGAUUUCCACCUGGAAACACACUCAAGUUGCAACUAUGAUGUUUUCGAGGUCUAUGGAGGAGAGGAUGACUCCGCCCCACUGUUAGCCAGGCUGUGUGGUAAUCAAAGCACAUCCCGGACCCUGACAACCACUGGCAACACCAUGAUGGUCAGGUUCCGAACUGACGGAUCUGUUGCUUAUACAGGCUUCUCAGUGUCCUACAAAGCUAUUACGGAAGGGUGUGGGGGCACAUUAACAGGCACACAGGGGAGUUUUACUAGCCCUAACUACCCUCUGUCGUACCAUCAUGGAAAAACCUGUGUGUGGAAUAUCAGAGUACCUACUGGCUUCCAUGUCGAGUUGAAGAUUGACGAUUUCCACCUGGAAACACACUCAAGUUGCAGCUUCGAUGUUUUCGAGGUCUAUGGAGGAGAGGAUGACUCCGCCCCACUGUUAGCCAGGAUGUGUGGCAAUCAAACCACAUCCCGGACCCUGACAACCACUGGCAACACCAUGAUGGUCAGGUUCCGAACUGACGGAUCUGUUGCUCAUACAGGCUUCUCAGUGUCCUACAAAGCUGUUACGGAAGGUUAAUACGACGAGGAGGUUGAAGAACCGUAAAAUAGUCAGAAUAGCUCAUUACUAUAAGAGAUUCUUUUUGCACAUGUGAGAAUAGGUCAUUACCAUAGGGCUGUCUCUAUAAAGGUCAGAAUAGAUGAUUACUAUAGGACUGUUUCUAUAAAGGUCAGAAUAGGUCAUUACUAUUGGACUGUUUCUAUUCAGGUGAGGAUAGCUCAUUACUAUAGGACUGUUUCUAUCCAGGUCAGGAUAGGUCAUUACUAUAGGACUGUUUCUAUCCAGGUCAGAAUAGAUGAUUACUAUAGGACUUUUUUAUCCAGGUCAGAAUAGGUCAUUACUAUAGGACUGUUUCUUUCCAGUUCAGAAUAGGUCAUUACGAGAGGACUGUUUCUAUGCAGGUCAGAAUAUAUCAUUACCAUGUGACUGUUUCUAUCAAGUUCGGAAUAGGUGAUUACUAUAGGACUGUUUCUACCCAUGUCAGAAUAGGUCAUUACUAUAAGGCUGUUUGUAUAAAGGUCAGAAUAGAUGAUUACUAUAAGACAGUUUCUAUAAAGGUCAGAAUAGGUCAUUACUAUUGGACAGUUUCUAUCCAGGUGAGGAUAGGUCAUUACUAAAGGACUGUUUCUAUCCAGGUCAGGAUAGGUCAUUACUAUUGGACUGUUUCUAUCCAGGUGAGGAUAGCUCAUUACUAUAGGACUGUUUCUAUCCAGGUCAGAAUAGAUGAUAACUAUAGGACUUUUUUAUCCAAGUCAGAAUAGGUCAUUACUAUAGGACUGUUUCUGUCCAGUUCAGAAUAGGUGAUUACUAUAGGACUGUUUCUACCCAUGUCAGAAUAGGUCAUUACUAUAAGAGAAUGUUUCUGUGCAUGUGAGAAUAGGUCAUUAAUAUAGGACUGCUUCUAUAAAGAUCACAAUAGGUGAUUACUAUAGGUGUGUUACAUCCUAAUAGAUUGCUAUAGGACUGUUUCUAUCUAGGUCAAAAUAGGUGAUUACUGUAGGACUGUUUCUAUCCAGGUCAGAAUGGGUGAUUACUAUAGGACUGUUUCUAUCCUGGUCAGAAUAGGUCAUUACUAUAGGACUGUUUCUAUCCUGGUCAGUAUAGGUGUUUACUAUAGGACUUGUUCUACCCUAGUCCGAAUAGGUCAUUACUAUAAUACUGUUUCUAUCCAUGUCUGAAUAGGUCAUUACUAUAGGAAUGUUUCGAUACAGGUCAGAAUAAGUCAUUACUAUAGUACUGUUUCUAUCCUGGUCUAAAUAGUUGAUUACUAUAGGAAUGUUUCUAUCCUGGUCAGAAUAGUUGAUUGCUAUAGGACUGAUUCUAUCAAGGGGAGAAAAUGUCAUUACUAUAGAACUGGUUUUAUAAAGGUCAGCAUAGGUGAUUACUAUAGGACUGUUUCUAUAAAGGUCAGAAUACGUCAUUACUAUAAGGCUGUUUCUAUAAAGGUCAGAAUAGAUGAUUACUAUAGGACUGUUUCUAUAAAGGUCAGAAUACGUCAUUACUAUUGGACAGUUUCUAUCCAGGUGAGGAUAGGUCAUUACUAUAGGACUGUUUCUAUCCAGAUCAGAAUAGAUGAUUACUAUAGGACUUUUGACACCCAUGUAUUAACUACCGUUUUACCACCCAUGUAUUAACUACCGUUUUACCACCCAUGUAUUAACUACCGUUUUGACACCCAUGGAUUAACAAUCGUUUUGACACCCAUGUAUUAACUGCCGUUUUGACACCCAUGUAUUAACUACCGUUUUACCACCCAUGUAUUAACUACCGUUUUACCACCCAUGUAUUAACUACCGUUUUACCACCCAUGUAUUAACUACCGUUUUGACACCCAUGGAUUAACAAUCGUUUUGACACCCAUGUAUUAACUGCCGUUUUGACACCCAUGUAUUAACUACCGUUUUACGACCCAUGUAUUAACUACCGUUUUACCACCCAUGUAUUAACUACCGUUUUGACACCCAUGGAUUAAAUACUGUUUUGACACCCAUGUAUUUACUACCGUUUUGUCACCCGUUUCAUGUAAAAUAUAUGUUGAAUGUUACCUUUUUCAAACGGUUGAUAUUGUAGAGGCGAUAUCAAAUAAAAUGUUUAUAGCACUA